Messenger RNA from Erigeron canadensis, 1629 nucleotides. RefSeq names its product cytochrome P450 76T24-like. Gene Ontology annotation, molecular function: iron ion binding; heme binding; monooxygenase activity. The coding region runs from base 20 to 1531 and encodes 503 amino acids. NCBI's taxonomy places the organism in Eukaryota, Viridiplantae, Streptophyta, Magnoliopsida, Asterales, Asteraceae. The record is from RefSeq and is a predicted model, not a curated record. The transcript has 3 exons.
CACACACAAGUACUACUCUAUGGAUUAUCCAAGCUGCUUCAUGUGGUUAUUGUCUCUCUUUAUAAUAUCUAUCUAUGUUUUCGUUAUCUCCGGCCGUCGUAACUCUCGGCUUCCACCGGGUCCUUAUCCAUUUCCGGUCAUCGGGAACCUGUUACAGCUAGGCAACAAACCCCAUCGUUCACUUGCCACACUUUCCAAACGUUAUGGUCCAAUAAUGUCACUUAAGCUUGGAAGUAAAACAGCCAUAGUUGUUUCAUCACCUGAUAUGGCAAAAGAGUUAUUUCAAACAAAUGACCUUUUAUUUUCUAGCCGAUCUGUUCCCAACACUCUACGGUUGAUGGACCGCCAUAAAUACUCUAUGGUCUUUCUGCCAGCUGGAGAACAAUGGCGAAGACUGCGAAGAAUAACGAGAGAAUAUUUGUUUUCUGGACAAUGUUUAGAUGCUACGCAACAACUACGUAUGGAAAAGGUGCAUGAGCUUCUAGAUCAUGUUAGUCAAUGUUGUAUAAAUGAAAAGGCUGUGAACAUAGGUGGAGCUGCAUUUACCACAACUAUUAACAUUUUAUCCAACUUGAUCUUCUCUAUGGAUUUAUGUCAAUACGUUUCCUCGGAAACUCAAGAAUUUAAGGACGCGGUUUGGGGUGUGAUGGAAGUUGGUGGAAAGCCGAACUUGGUAGACUAUUUUCCUAUCCUUGAACCCUUAGAUCCACAAGGCUUAAGAAGACAAGGACAUGUUUACUUUCAAAAGUUAUAUGGUAUUUUUGACAGGAUCAUCGAUCAACGAUUGGAAACUAGAGCGAGUUCAUCGGCGUAUGAAUCUGGUAAAUCAACAAAAAGCGAUGUUUUGGAUCUGCUGCUUAACCUUAUCAACGUCAAAGAUGAAUCAAAUUUUAGUCGAACUGGCCUAACACAUUUAUUGGGGGAUUUGUUUAUUGCCGGAGUUGAUACAACAUCAACCACGUUCGAAUGGGCUAUGACAGAGCUCAUUCGAAACCCCAAGAAAAUGGAGACGGCCCGGUUAGAGAUUACAAAACUUAUGCAAGGCAGCAACAAACUUAUACAAGAAGAAGAUAUGUCUCAACUCCCUUACUUACAAGCUAUAACAAAAGAAACUCUCCGACUAUAUCCUCCCGCUCCCUUUCUUGUUCCUCACGAAGCCAUACAUGAUGUGGAAGUUAAAGGCUUUGUUGUGCCCAAAAAUGCACAAAUUCUUUGUAACGUUUGGGCGAUUGGACGAGAUCCAAACAUUUGGUCAGACCCGGAAACAUUUAUGCCAGAGAGGUUUUUGGAAUCCGAGAUAGACUAUAGAGGCCAAAAUUUUGAGCUUAUUCCAUUUGGUAGCGGGAGGAGAAUAUGUCCGGGAUUGAAUAUUGCACACAGGAUGUUACAUGUAAUGUUGGGUUCGUUGAUUCAAAAGUUUGAUUGGAAGCUUGAAGGAGAUAUGAGAGUUGAAGAUAUGAAUAUGGAAGAGAAGUUUGGGCUCACAUGUCCAAGAAAUGUACCCCUAAUGGCCGUUCCAAUCAAACUUUGAUUGGUUUUCAUAUCAUAUUCACUUGUUCAAUUAGAAUGUACUUGCCUAAAAUUAUUUAUUUGAGUUGGGUGAUUAAUGUAUUUGUGGAAUUUAAACUA